Castor canadensis (American beaver) is the source of this 1101-nucleotide messenger RNA. The record is from RefSeq and is a predicted model, not a curated record. NCBI's taxonomy places the organism in Eukaryota, Metazoa, Chordata, Mammalia, Rodentia, Castoridae.
GAUCUCCUCUUCAGCGUGUGUGCCCUCAAUGUCCUCUCCACCAUCGUGUGUGCCUUGGCCACCGCCAUGUGCUGUAUGCAGAUGGUGUCCUCCGACGUCCUGCAGAUGUUCUUUCCGCAAAGGUCACACUCUGCCAAUCCUGCCUGCGUGACUCCGCAUGGCACUGUCCUCCACCAGACUCUGGACUUCGAUGAGUUCAUCGCCCCCCUCCCACCUCCACCCUACUACCCUCCCGAGUACACCUGCACGCCCUCAGCCGAGGCCCACAGGGGCCUCCACCUGGACUUUGCUUCCUCACCAUUCAGCACUCUGUACGAUGUUACCAUCAACAGCCCUGGCAUGCUGUACCCUGCUGAGCUGCCCCCACCCUACGAGGCUGUGGUGAGCCAGACACCCGCCAGCCAGGUUGCAACUAUCAAUCACCAGGUGGCCGAGUCCAGCUCUGGGGACCCAAACACCACUGCUGGCUUCAGCACCCCAGUGCCGGCCAGCAGCACAAGCCUCCAGACAUCAGAGGGGGCCACCUCGCUGGGUCCAAGCCACCCAUCCCCUGAUGGCACUGCAAGCACUCCACCGCCCCCGUCACCUGCCCUGGACCUCCGCCACACGUCCCCAGAGGCUACAGACAUGAGCACAGAGACACAGCCAAAUCUCGGGCGUGUGGCUCGCUCUGUCAGUGACCCCAUAUCCUGUGCUUCUGGGGAGGCAGGUGAUGUUUCUGCCCACACUGCCUCCUGCAGCCAGGACCUGGAAACAGCACUAUCUCAGGCCCCUCUGAGGACAGUCUCCACAUCUCACUCUGCCAUGGCUACCUGUCAGCACCAGCUCUUAAGCCCUGGGGACCCAGAUAUCUGGAAAAUCGGCCAACAGACAAAACCAGAGGCCUUACAGACGGUCUCCAAAGAGUGGCCACACUCCUUAAUGGACAGCAAGGCCUAUGUAGAUACCAAGGUUUUGGUGGCUAAAUUUUUGGAACACUCACACUGUGCCCUCCCUCAUGAGGUGCGGCAUGAGGUGGGCACCAUCCACUCGGUGGUUACCUCUGAGGAGCGCCCUGCGGAGGAGGCCAUCUUUGGUGCUGGUGUCCUGGAUCAGCUAUGA